CCCCACCUCUCACCUCGUCCCCAGCUCCACCGCGCGCUUUCGGCUGUCUGCCGUAGCAGCCCGCAGCCAGAGCCCUCCACCACUCCUACCGCUGGCAUUACAUUUUCAGGCUGGAUGCUAUAGGGCCGUUUCUAAUUACCUUAUAUCCCCUAGUGGUCUAUGAAUAAUGGUUAGUGAAGGAGCUCGGAAGGGCUGCUGAGAAAGGGAAGCGAGAGGAAAAAAAAAGGGGGGGGGAAGAAUUGUGCUAUUUCUCACAUUUUUUUUUCUAAGGAUCUAAUCUGGCUACUGUGUUCUGGAAGAGGAGGAGAGAGAGACAGCGGGAGAGAGACAGAGAGGAGAGCAAGAAGCGUCGCAGAUAACAAGCCCGCGCCAUGCAGUCCUUUCGAGAAAGGUGUGGUUUCCAUGGCAACCAGCAGAGCUACCAGCCGACUUCACAAGAUACAUCACGCCUGGAGAAUUACAGGCAUCAAAGUCAGGCAGGGCCGAACUGCGAGCGGCAGAGGCUGGUGGCGAAGGAGUACUACAGUCAGCAGCAACUGCCGUACGCGGGCUACGAGAACAGCGCCGUGGAGAAAUACCACCGGGGAAAUAAGCAAUUAGCGGGCCAGCAGCUGCAAGGCAGGCCGGCCUUUUCCAAUUACGGCGUGCAGGAGAACAGCCCCUACCCGGCCCGCUACGCGGGGGACGAGAGCCUGCAGGCGUGGGGCGGCCAGCCGCAGGCCGUGCCUGGCGGCGUGGCCAAGUAUGAGGACAGCUUGCUGAAGAAGACGGCGGCCCCGGCGGGCGGGCGGCCGUACCACGAGCAGGCGGCGGCCCCGCUGCCCUUCCGGACUCACUUCCAGCAGCAGCAGCAGCAGCAGCCGCCCGCUCUGCCCUACCCCAAGCUGCAGAGGCAGAAGCUCCCCAACGACGUCUCCUCGCCCAUGUCCUUCUCGCAGACCCCCCACUUCAGCCAGCACUCGCAGUCCUUCCCUGCCUCCUCCACGUACUCGUCCGUGCCGGGCGCCAGCCAGCCGGCGCACUCCUACAAGAGCUGCACGGCGCCCUCGGGGCCGCCGCAGCACGAGCGGCCCCUGGGCAACGCCGCCAGCCUGGCCCCCGGCCAGCGGGUGCCCAACCUGCACGGUUACCAGGCCAACCGCAUCGGCUACGAGCAGCCGCCGCAGCCGCCGCCGCAGCCGCCGCAGCAGCCGCCGCAGCCGCCGCCGCCGCAGCCGCAGCCGCCGCCGGCCUUGCAGGGGAGGCAUCACGCCCCGGAGACUCUUCACUACCAAAACUUAGCCAAGUACCAACAUUACAACCAGCCGGGCCAGACCUACUGCCAGGGCGACGCGCCGCCCGUGAGGACCCCGGAGCAGUACUACCAGACCUUCAGCCCCAGCGCCAGCCACUCGCCGGCCCGCUCCGUCGGCCGGUCCCCGUCCUACAGCUCCACUCCCUCCCCGCUGAUGCCGAACCUGGAGAACUUCCAGUACAGCCAGCAGUCCCUGAGCACGGGCGCCUUCCCAGCCGGCAUCACCGAUCACAGCCAUUUCAUGCCGUUGCUGAACCCAUCUCCAACUGAUGGGACGAGUCCGGACGCUCAGUCCGGGAACUGCAAAAACUUGCAGAAGGAGAAAAUCCCUGAAAACCUCCUGUCAGAUCUCAGCUUGCAGAGCCUGACGGCGCUCACCUCCCAAGUCGAGAACAUUUCCAACACCGUGCAGCAGCUUCUGCUCUCCAAGUCAGCCAUGCCCCAGAAGAAGGGUAUCAAGAACCCAGCGAGGACCCCCGAGCAGCUCAAAGGGCAGCACUGCAGUCCUGAGAGCAGCACCUACUCUGCAGACCAGGUAGGCACCCCCCUGUCCGACCCGCUCAGCACCCCCCAGUCCGUCCACGCUGAAACACAGGAUGCCGAUUAUCUCAGUGGGUCAGAGGACCAACUGGAAAGAAGUUUCCUGUAUUGCAACCAGAACCGCAGCCCUGCCCGUGUCAACAGCAACUCCAAGGCGAAGCCUGAGUCGGUGUCCACCUGUUCCGUGACCUCCCCGGAUGAUAUGUCCACCAAAUCGGACGACUCCUUCCAGAGCAUCCACGCCAGCCUGCCCCUGGAAACCUUCACCAAAUAUGUGACCAACGAACGGGACUGUCCCCGGCUGCUCCUCAGUGCCCUGUCCCAGGAGGAGCUGGCCUCCGAAAUCAUCGUCCUGCAGGACGCCAUCAACGAGAAGGCAGACAAAGCCUGGGUGAACUCCCCCAUGCUCAACAAGGAUGCCACAAAGUCUCCCUUCCACCUGGAGAACCACAGGCCGUGCCUGGACUCCGUGGCGAAGGGUGCCUGGCCCAGCCAGGGUGACUCCAGCACGCUCACAGAGCCCUUGAAGCUGGACAAGGCAUCGGGGGGCAGCGCAGGGAAGGACUUUGGUGAGGAGGUGUACGAGAGCCCCCAGGUGGAGUUUGCAGCCACCGAGACAAAGGAUGCUCUCAAAGACGCGACCUCUCUGGCGUAUGACUCCAAGCCCAGCAUCCCAGCUGCUACUUCGAGCUCCGGGGCUGCCAGCUACAGCUGCUAUUCGAACACCACUGCCAACUCGGUGGGGUCUGACAAUGCCAUGGAGCAUUUCGAGUGGCCAGAUGAGAGCCUCGGCGAGUCGUGCCUGAGGUGGAAGGAGCUGGGGACGGGCCUGCAAGCCUCAGACCUUUCCAAGGGCUUGUUCCCAAGCAAAUUGAUGGGGUCCUGCAAGGAGAAAAAAAAUGCCUGCAGCUUGGAUCUGUGCGAUGGCGAGGAGCCAGCCAAGAGCGAGCAAGCCAGGGACUUCAGCCAGCAGGCGAUGGAGGAGGAAGAGGAAGAGACGCUGACAUACGACGAGGCCACGAAGGCAGACAGUGAGCGAUGGCUGCAGGACACGCGGCACUGCUGCUCGGGCGGGGACUUCAGCGAAAUCCCCAUGAUUUCAUCGCCGGAUCUGAAGGAGUCGGACCUGGAAGCGGAGGAGUAUUCCUCGCUCUGCGAGCUGGCGAGCUCGGAGCAGAAGUCGGUGAUUUACGAUGCCUCGCCACCAAAGCCCCCAGAGAUGCCCACCGUGCUGUCCUCCAGCGACAUGCCCGUGUCCGCUGAAGAAACCGUCAGCACGGUGGAGAAAGAGAGCUCGGCCCCCUCGUCGCGGUUAUCUGGCCAGUCCGUGAUCCUCCUUGGCCCCGCCGUCGGCACUGAAACCAAGGUGAAGAGCUGGUUCAAGUCCUCCCUGCCCCACAUCAAGCCUGAGGAGGAGACUGGUGGAAGGGAGAAAACCCACCCGGAGAUGAUGGACUCCGAAUCGGCCUUGUCGGUCACGGUCAAGAAGCAGCUGCCGCCUGAAAACGCGCUGGGGAAGCCGGAGCCCGUCUCGAGGGGCAAGAGCCUCCGCAACAAGAGAGUCCACUGCCGGCUGUCGGAGGGAGACGACUCCAGCAAAGCGGUGCCAAGCCCGUUUAAUGAUCUGCCGGCAGCUGGCGUCGUGGCCGGCACAUGUGUCGGGCCAGAUGGCCAGAUGGAAAUACCGAGCAAAAAUGCCCACAGCCAAACACCAAGGUUUCCAGCAGAGGGGCUGCCAGCUCGCAUGUGCACCCGCUCCUUCACCGCCCUCACCGAGCCCCACGCACCGGCCCCGCUCGAGGGCCUGAAAGUCCCGGCGCACCAGGAGAAGCUGGGCAAGAAACCCGCCUGCGGUGUGAAGCAGCGGGUGGCUUUCAAAGCCAGGAAACGCACCGGCAGGCCAGCCCCCAAGGUCAUCCCCAGCGCUGCUGACGCCACCCUCCUGGUGCCCAGCUUGAUGCCCAACGAGGAGCAGAUGGGACCGCAGGUGCCCGAGGGGGACGCCCCGGACGCCGAGGACAGGGACCAGCGAUCUAUGAUCCUGCGCUCCCGGACGAAGACGCAGGAGGUCUUCUACACCAAGAGGCGGAGGGGCAAGCGGGCUGCGGACGUCCGGCUCAAAAACUGCAAAGCGCCCAAGAAGCUCAUCUCCAACAACCAUCUGGCGUCCGCCUUCAAGCUCACGCCCCAGGGCAGCCCCCACAAGGAAGGCAAGGUGGGCUCGCGCAUGAAGCUGCCCAAAGCGGGGCCGGGCAUGGGCAGCAAGAUGUCCGAGCGGCCUCUGCACUCCCUGAAGAGGAAAUCUACCUUCAUCUCCCCCAUCCCCGCCAAGAAGAGGAACCUGGUCCUACGGAGCAACAGCGGUGGCAUGAAGGAGGAGAAGCCGGAGGCGCCCCCCAGCCUCUUCAAAAAGAUGCCCGUGGCCAAGAAGGUGAAAGCAAAGCUGCCCCCCAAGAGCGCCGGCGAGGUCGUCUUGAAGCCCCCUCCGGCGAAGGAGGCCCCCGACGUCUGCAUCAAGAUCACCUCGCGGGCGGCCUUCCAGGAGGCCACCAAGACGAAAGUCCUGCCUCCGCGCAAGGGCCGCGGCCUCAAGCUGGAGGCCAUCGUCCAGAAGAUCACCUCGCCCAACCUGAAGAAGUUCUCCUGCAAGCCCGCCGCCGCGGCCGCAGCCACGGCGGCCGCCUACGGCACCUCGCUGAGUGCCGCGGGAGCGGAGAAGGAGCGGGCCGUGAAGCACGGCGGCGUGGCCCCGGCCGCGGGGGACGCGAGGCUGCCGAAACCCGCGGCGGCGGCCGAGCAGCUCUGCCGGCCGGCCGGCAGCAGGGCCUUGAAGGGCAAGAAGCUGCCCGCCGAGUGCUUCAAGGGCGAGCCCUGCUCGCCGGCGCCCGCCAAGGCCGCCGGCCUCCUCCCCAAGAAGAGGAACCGCAAGGGCAAAGCGGCGGCGCUCGGCGCGGCCAAGGCGCCGCCGGACAAGCGGGCCCCGCCGGGCCCCGCGCUGCCGCUGACGCCGCCGCCGCAGCCGCCAUCCCGGGAGCGAGCGGCCGUCGCGGCGGGCGGCGACGAGGCGGCGCCGCGCGACGGCAAGAAACCAAAGAGCGAGGAAAAGGAGGCGGCGGGCGGCGAGGGAGGCGAGGGGCGGCCGGGGCCCAAGGCGCGCGCCAACCACGCGGCCAACUACAACGGCUACUCCAAGCGGCAGCGGAAGCGGCUGGCGCACGGCAAGGCCAAGGCGGCGCCGGCGCGGUGCAAGAGCCGAGGGAAGCGGCGGCGGGCGGCGCAGCAGGCGCCGCUGCUGCACCCGGCCGAGCCCGAGAUCCGCCUCAAGUACGUGUCCUGCAAGCGGCUGCGGGCGGACAGCCGGGCUCCCCCCUUCGCGCCGUACGUGCGCGUGGAGAAGCGCGACGAGUUCACCACCGCCUGCACCGUGGUCAACUCGCCCGGCGAGGAGGCCAAGCUGCAGCGCGCCGCCGCCGCCGCCGGCCCGGGGCACCCGCCGCGGGCGCGGGCCGCCCUGCCGGCCUCCUCCGCCAUGCACCUGGGCCCCGUGGUGUCGAAGGCGCUGAGCGCCGCCUGCCUGGCCUGCUGCCUCUGCCGAAGCCCCGCCAACUACAAGGACUUGGGGGACCUCUGCGGGCCCUACUACCCCGAGGACUGCCUGCCCAAGAAGAAGUCGCGGCCUAAGGAGAAGGCGCGGGCGGAGGGGCCCGCCGAGGAGGCCGGCCUCCCCCCGCCGCCGCCGCCACCGCCGCCGCCGCCACCGCCGCCGGCCGAGCGGGCGGCCUGCGCCGAGGCGGCCAAGCAGAGCGCCCUGCGCUCCAGCCCGCGGGGCGUUUACCGGCGGCUGCAGAGCUGCUACUGCUGUGACGAGAGGACAGAGGGAGAGGAGGCGGCCGAAAAGCCCCGGCGGCACGAAUGUAGCAAGGCCGAGUCCCCGCCGCAGGAGCCGGCGGGCGACACGCAGGAGCACUGGCUGCACGAGGCGUGCGCCGUAUGGACCGCUGGGGUGUACCUGGUGGCGGGGAAGCUCUACGGGCUGCAGGAGGCCGUGAAGGCGGCCGCCGACGCGAAGUGCUCGAGUUGCCAGCAAGCGGGCGCGACCGUGGGCUGCUGCCAGAAGGGCUGUCCGCACGCCUACCACUACGCCUGCGCCGUGGACGCAGGUUGCUUGUUAACCGAAGAGAGCUUCUCUCUGAAGUGUCCCAAACACAAGAGGCAGCCGGUGUAGCGGCCCGCCGGGCAGCGCCGGCGUCCCCGAGGAGCGGGGUGCCGGGGGCGUGCGCCCCACCGCCGCCGCCGGAGCCUGCAGCC
Rhea pennata is the source of this 6142-nucleotide messenger RNA. RefSeq names its product retinoic acid induced 1 (gene RAI1). The transcript is spliced from 5 exons. NCBI's taxonomy places the organism in Eukaryota, Metazoa, Chordata, Aves, Rheiformes, Rheidae. Gene Ontology annotation, biological process: regulation of transcription by RNA polymerase II; circadian regulation of gene expression. Gene Ontology annotation, cellular component: nucleus. The record is from RefSeq and is a predicted model, not a curated record. Bases 372 to 6059 code for a protein of 1895 amino acids.